AGACACGAUUUUUGCAACUACUUAACAAGCAUAUGAAAGUUUAACCGGUUGUGUUACCCCCCCAUUGAAGACUUAUUAUUAUUUUUUUUUCAUUGUUAUUUCGGUCUCUUGUGCUGCAACAUGCCGUUUCUGGGACAGGACUGGCGCUCUCCUGGUCAGAGCUGGGUUAAAACCGAGGACGGCUGGAAAAGAACGACAAAAGACGAAAACGAGACGAAUAACAAUGUUUCCAAAAGCCAUGAAAGCAACCAAGAGGACUAUAACAAAGAAAAUCUGCUCCUUUCUAUUAAUUACGAUGUGGCCUCAAAGAAGAGAAAGAAGGAUUUGCUGAACAAAAACAGCAAGGUUCCAUAUUUCCACAAAGACAAGUGGAUUUAUGUGCACAAAGGGAGCACCAAAGAGCGUCAUGGCUACUGUACUUUGGGAGAAGCUUUUAAUCGCCUGGAUUUCUGCAGUGCCAUCAAGGACACCAGACGAUUUAAUUAUGUUGUGAGGCUGCUUGAGCUGAUUGCCAAGUCGCAGCUACCGUCUCUGAGCGGAGUGGCGCAGAAGAACUACAUGAACAUUCUGGAGCGAGUGGUGCAGAAAGUUCUGGAAGAUCAACAGAAUGUGAGGCCCAUCAAAGAGCUGCUGCAGACGCUGUAUGUGUCACUUUGCAGUCUGGUGCAGGACAUGGGCAAGUCAGUGCUGGUGGGAAACAUUAAUAUCUGGGUGUACCGCAUGGAAAACAUCCUGCAGUGGCAGCAGCAGCUGGACAACAUUCAGAUUAACAGGCCCACAAGCACCGGGAUGACGCUCCUGGACUUACCCAUCAGUCUCCAGUUGAACAUCAUGCAGCGGCUCUCGGACGGGCGGGACCUGGUCAGUCUGGGGCAGGUGUGUCCUGACCUCGGUCUACUGACUGAGGACAGGCUGCUGUGGAAGAACCUCUGCCAUUACCACUUCACAGACCGACAGAUUCGCAAACGACUCAUGGUAUCGGAUAAAGGACAACUCGAGUGGAAAAAGAUGUACUUUAAGCUGUGUCGUUGCUACCCUCAUAAGGAGCAGUACAGCGACACCCUGCAAUUCUGCACACAUUGCCACAUCCUGUUCUGGAAGGAUACAAACCAUCCCUGCACAGCCAACAAUCCAGAGAGCUGCAGCAUUUCUGUUUCUCCACAAGGUUUCAUCAACCUCUUUAAGUUCUGAAGAGACUUUUCUUGCUUUUCACUGUUUGUACAUAGUGUAUAUAAAGUCAGAAGUGCAAUAGAUUCCCAGAUGGCAUGAGUAAAGCAAGUCAACGUGAGGAAUUUGGAGUUUUGAAAUAAAAAGAAUCUGAUCUGUU
Messenger RNA from Ictalurus punctatus (channel catfish), 1327 nucleotides. RefSeq names its product F-box protein 32 (gene fbxo32). The record is from RefSeq and is marked provisional. Gene Ontology annotation, biological process: protein ubiquitination. Lineage: Eukaryota; Metazoa; Chordata; Actinopteri; Siluriformes; Ictaluridae. Gene Ontology annotation, cellular component: nucleus; SCF ubiquitin ligase complex; cytoplasm. Gene Ontology annotation, molecular function: protein binding.